AUGCUGCCCCAGCCCAGCUACGCCCAGUCUGGCUCUAUCUACUACAUCUGUCUGCUGCGAGACGAACUGCUGCUGCACCAAGGUAUGGAGGGGGACUAUAACCAUGGUUGUAUGCGAAAUGGCACCCUAUUCCCUAUAUAGUGCACUACUUUUGACUAGGGCCCUGCUCAGAAGUAUAGGGCUCUGGUCAAAAGUAGGGCACUAUAUAGGGAAUAGGAUGACUUCGUACGCAACCCCAUGAUUUCAUACGCAACUCCAUGUACUGUAUAAGGCCACGUCAAUGUUUUAGUAUGUUUGUGUGCCAGUUGCACAGGUUGCCACAUUGAAUAAUAGUUGUAUAGCACCUUGGGGUGUGUUAAAUGUGCUUUAUAAAUAAAAAAAUAAUGAUAAUGUUAUGUAACCUGUCUGUCCAGGUGACUGUGUGUACCUGAUGAGGGACAGCAGACGCACCCCAGAGGGCCAGCCAGUCAGGCAGUCCUACCGCCUCCUGUCCCAUGUCAACAGGGACAAGCUGGACAUCUUCCGCAUCGAGAAACUCUGGAAGAGUGAAAAGUAAGGGAUGGGGGGAAAUGGAACGCCACAUCGAGCAACAUCAGCGAUUUCAUUGCUGUAUUUUUGCCUCUGACUCUCUCGUCUCAUUGUGUGUGUGUGCCCUGUAGGGGUGAGAGGUUUGCCUUUGGCCACCAUUACUUCAGGCCCCACGAGACACACCACUCGCCCUCGCGCCGCUUCUACCACAACGAGCUGUUCCGCGUGCCACUCUACGAGAUCAUCCCUCUCGAGGCCGUGGUUGGGACCUGCUGCGUCCUCGACCUCUACACUUACUGCAAGGGUGAGACACUCACGCACACACACAUUGUAAGGGAGAUGCAUAAACACACUGAGCUAACACACACUGAGCUAACACACACUGAGCUAACACAUAUAAUGACCUAAACUGACCUGUGGUGCGUUUUAUUUUCUUUCAGGACGGCCGAAGGGAGUGAAGGAGCAGGACGUGUACAUCUGUGACUACCGCCUGGACAAGUCAGCGCACCUCUUCUACAAGAUCCACCGAAACCGCUUCCCUGUGUGCACUAAGCCCUACGCCUUCAACCACUUCCCCAAGAGGCUGGCCCCCAAGAGAGACUUCUCGGUAAGAGGGUCCAAGAGGAUGGGUAGGGGUUGUAUUGAAGUGUUUGCAUGGAGUUUUAGUGAGGCUAGUUUGAGGUAGUAUUAAUAUACGGUUCAGUUAUGGGAUUGAAUUGAGUGGAAUCAGAGAAGUGGAUCUGAGUGGAUUUAUCAAAGAAGAUGGAUCGGGCACUAUUGAUGACUGAUAUGUGCCUACCAUUCUUUUACCAUGUGCUGUUUUUGCAAACCGUUAAUUAUCCUAAGAGAGAAGAUGGGGGGGUCCAGCUUGAUACAGUUAAUUCUGCUCCAAUUCUUAUUGCUUGUUCAUAAAACGAAUUGUUAAUAAUCCCAAAAUCUAAGUAAUGUAUUAAUAACUUGUGAGUAAGUCAACUGAAAGUCUGUUCCUUCCCAACCUCGCCUUAGCCGCACUACGUUCCCGACAACUACAAGAGGAACGGGGGCCGUUCGGCCUGGAAGAGCGAGCGGCCCAAAGGAGUUGGAGGAGCCUGUGAGGACGAUGCCUCCCCAUGCGACCAGGGUGACGACUUCCGUUUGGAGAGUGAAAAUGGAAGAGGGGUGGAGGGGGACAUGGAUGCUCCCCAUGAAGAAACCACACUCCCUACCGCUGCCCAACCCCCGCGACCAAAUGGGCCCGUGGAGGGAGAAGAGGAGGAAGAGGAAGGGGGGCAAGCGGUAGAGGAGCAUAGGGAGCUAGAGGAAGGUGCAGCAGAGAGAGGAGUUGACAUGCUGGAGCUCCUCCCAUCCUCCUCCAUGUCUUCCUCACCCCUCCAUCACUCCGGACUGGGCAGGAGGGAGGCGCAAAGGGAUCGGCUAAACAAGAUUCUGCUGGAUCUGCUACACAGAACACCCAAUAAGAACGGUGAGCAGGCAAUGAGGAAACGGGUAUAGAGACACUGGGUGGUUUGAUGAAGAGGGAAACUGUUGACUUGAUGAAGGGGAAAUAUCGGACAGUUAACUUAAUGUGUCAUUGGUGUUUAGUAACCUCUCUCUCUUCUUCCAACAGCCAUAGAUGUCACUUAUCUUCUAGAGGAGGGGUCAGGGCGGAGAUUACGUAGACGGACGCUUGGAUUUGGAGACUUUGUG
Coregonus sp. 'balchen' is the source of this 2214-nucleotide messenger RNA. The record is from the annotation of a GenBank genome assembly. NCBI's taxonomy places the organism in Eukaryota, Metazoa, Chordata, Actinopteri, Salmoniformes, Salmonidae.